Penicillium lagena is the source of this 2034-nucleotide messenger RNA. RefSeq names its product syntaxin-binding protein (gene sly1). Gene Ontology annotation, cellular component: cytosol; Golgi membrane. The transcript is spliced from 5 exons. Bases 1 to 2034 code for a protein of 677 amino acids. Gene Ontology annotation, biological process: intracellular protein transport; endoplasmic reticulum to Golgi vesicle-mediated transport. The record is from RefSeq and is a predicted model, not a curated record. Lineage: Eukaryota; Fungi; Ascomycota; Eurotiomycetes; Eurotiales; Aspergillaceae. Gene Ontology annotation, molecular function: syntaxin binding.
AUGUCCCUGCGGGACCGACAAGUCGUCUCCAUUCAAAAACUCCUCAACUUGAAUCAUGACCCCCGUCCGGCUGAUGAGUCGGCGCUGGACUCGUCCGCGCACGGCGGCCUGAUCUCCCACUCCACCCCGAUCUUGAAUGAAGACGGGGAUCCAAUCUGGAAAGUCCUGGUCUUUGACAACUUAGGCCGCGAUGUCAUCAGCAGUGUGCUGCGCGUCAACGACCUCCGGGCAUGGGGGAUCACUAUUCAUCUAAACAUCAACUCGCAACGAUAUCCUAUACCCGACGUCCCCGUGGUCUACCUGGUUGAGCCGACGCCGGAGAACAUCCAGGCGGUCGCACAUGACCUGUCGCAUGGCCUCUACUCCCCGGCCUACGUUAACUUCUUAUCCUCCGUUCCACGGCCACUUCUCGAGGACUUCGCCUCCCAAAUAGCUACCUCUGGCGCAUCCGAUCACAUUGCGCAGGUCUUUGAUCAAUAUCUCAACUUCAUUGUGGCCGAGCCGGAUCUGUUUAGCUUGGGACUGGGCAAGGAUGCAUACUGGAAGAUCAAUAGCCCCAAGACAAGCGACGAAGAUCUGGACGCAAUCGUCGAUAAGGUCGUGAGUGGGUUGUUCAGCGUGAGCGUCACAAUGGGUACUAUCCCCAUCAUCCGAUGCCCGAAAGGUGGUGCGGCGGAAUUGAUCGCUACAAAACUGGACCGGAAACUGCGUGAUCAUAUCCUCAACUCCAAAGACAAUCUGUUCUCUGGCGGUCAAAAAGCCCUGCCAGGAGUGCCUUCAACCCGGCCAGUUCUCAUCAUUAUGGACCGCAACGUCGAUCUGGUUCCGAUGCUGUCGCAUUCCUGGACGUACCAGUCGUUGGUGCAGGAUGUUCUUGAAAUGCGCAACGACUUCUUCUGGCAACGCAAUGCCGGGGCUCCCUUCCCCCAAGUGGCGGAGGACAUCGAUACCGAGUUGACACGCUAUAAGGAGGACGCGAACGAGAUCACGAAGAAGACAGGCGCUUCUUCGAUCGAGGAUCUCCAAAACGAUACCAGCGCAUCUGCACAGCACCUCAAGGCCGCUAUCACUCUACUGCCCGAACUGCGGGAGCGCAAGGCUGUCCUCGACAUGCACAUGAAUAUCGCGACCGCUCUUCUCAAGGGUAUCAAGGAUCGGCAGCUUGAUAACUUCUUUGAGCUGGAGGAAAGCAUCACCAAGCAAUCCAAGUCACAGCUUUUGGAGUUGAUCAAUGACCCCGCUAAAGGCAACAACCCGACGGACAAGCUCCGCCUGUUUAUCAUCUGGUUCCUCAGCACCGAGACCGAGCUGAAUCGCACAGAGAUGUCACAGUUCGAGGAGGCGCUCACCAAAGCCGGUGUUUCGGACAUCAGCUCUCUUGCGUACGUGCGACAGGUCCGUGAGAUCACUCGUAUGACGAUGAUGACCACCUCGGCGCCACAGCAGCAGUCUUCUGAUUUGUUCCGCGGGUUUUCUUCGCUCUCAAACCGCCUUACGGACCGCAUCACUUCCGGCGCCCUGGGGGCCAAUUUUGAUUCGCUUAUCUCCGGUGUGAAGAACUUCCUGCCCGCCAACAAGGACCUGACGGUGACCAAGAUCACCGAAUCAAUCAUGGACCCGGCCGCGGCAUCUAGCUCCGCCAUCGCCAAGACAGAAAACUACCUCUACUUCGAUCCCCGGAGCGCCAACGCGCGCGGCGCCAUGCCCCCUGCCUCUGCGUCGCGCAAUGCUCAGGCUCCCGGUGCGAUGGGUGGGUCGGGCCCCGGUACUGGGGCCAGCUUCGGCCAGCGUCGCCAGGCGUUCAGUGAGGCUAUUGUGUUUACGGUCGGUGGUGGAAGCAUGGAUGAGUAUGGUAAUCUGCAGGACUGGGUGCGGCGAACCAGCGGCCAAGCAGGGCAGGAGGGUGCAACAUCCACCCAGCGUGCAGGGGGCGCCCCCGGAACGCGCCGGCGGGUGGUCUACGGCAGUACGGACCUGCUGAAUGCCAGCGAGUUCUUGUCGGAUUCCUUGGCCGCGCUGGGCCGGGAGAGCUGA